UGAUGACACAAGAUUCAAUCAUAAUAUAAUACCCAGCACUAUAGGGAAGCAGUUGAUAUUUUCUCAACCUCGUACAUAUUAUCUUCAAUUUUUGCACUAGCUACUUUACUUCAUUACUUAAAUAUUAUUUGCAGAAAGAUGGGUUCAAUUAAAUCGCAUGCAGUAUGUCUUCCAAGCCCAGCACAAGGUCAUAUUAACCCCAUGAUGCAACUGGCCAAGCUCUUGCACUCUAGAGGCUUCCAUAUAACCUUUGUCAACACCGAGUUCUAUCAUAGACGAUUUAUACGGUCUAGAGGGGAAGAAGCUGUUAAGGGUCUGCCUCAUUUCCGGUUCGAAGCCACACCCGAUGGGCUGCCACCUUCCGAUUCUGAUGCGACUGUUAAGUAUCAGAAGAUUAUUGAAGAUGAAUUUAAACAUUGCGGAUGGAAUUCUAUUUUGGAAGCUUUAUCCGAAGGUGUGCCUUUAAUUUGUUGGCCAUUCUUUGGUGAUCAACAAACGAAUUGUCGAUAUGUGUGCACCACGUGGGGCAAUGGCAUGGAAAUCAAUCCAGACAUAAAGCGUGAAAAUGUGGAAGAUAUUGUUAAAGAGAUGAUGGAAGGAGAUAAUGGGCAAAAAGUAAGGCAAAAGGCAUUGGAAUGGAAGAAGAAAGCUGAAGCUGCCAUUAGCCUUGGAGGAUCUGUUGUUACCAGCUUUGAUAGGAUGAUAAAUGAGGCCUUAAGUCAUGGCCGAGUAGUAAAAUCAUAAUACAAUUGUGUUGUAUGUUGUGUGCAUUUUUUUUACAAAAUAAAUUAUUAAAAAUUAGAUUUUUUUGUUGUUGUUGAAAUUAGGAGAAUUCCGAAAUUUCUAUAACCUCAACUUUUGGAAUUCAACCAAAACUUCAUUAGAAAAUGUUAUAAUUUAAAUACACUUAAUAAAUUCAUUAUUCUAUAUUAAA
Messenger RNA from Gossypium arboreum, 934 nucleotides. Its product is annotated as linamarin synthase 2-like. The record is from RefSeq and is a predicted model, not a curated record. Gene Ontology annotation, molecular function: UDP-glycosyltransferase activity. The transcript has a single exon. The coding region runs from base 139 to 744 and encodes 201 amino acids. Lineage: Eukaryota; Viridiplantae; Streptophyta; Magnoliopsida; Malvales; Malvaceae.